UUUCCCAACAAGGCAGAAGGAGUCCGCUGCGCGCGGCUCUUCCUUCGGUUUUCGCCGGCUAAGGCGGCCAUGGGGCCGCCGCUCGUCCUAGUCGCCCUGGGCUGGAUCGCGGUGCUGGCCCUUCCCUUGCACGGCUUCUCCUCGCCGCAAAAUGGAUCUUCUUCCACGAAUGACACUCGGGCAAGUCCAAGAUCCUUUCCCUUUAGAGUACAGGUAGAAGAAUAUGAAUCUAUUCCACCUUUUGAUAACGAUGCUGAAAACGAUUUGGAAAUUGGAUCAGGAUCUAGCAGUCAAAGCAGAACACGGAAACUUCCAAAAUAUGGUCUAGUGAGAGAUGUGGAACCCUACCUACUUAGUAAAUGGCUGACCCUUUUCGUUCCAGGAGUCUAUACUCUAGUUGCGUCCUUGAGUCUUCCUCUGAACAUCACAGCCAUUUUUCUGUUCUUGCUAAAAAUGAAGGUGAAGAAGCCAGCUGUAAUGUACAUGCUCAAUUUGGCUUUUGCAGAUGUACUUUUUGCAAGUGUGCUUCCAUUUAGGAUUGUCUAUCAUUUUUCUGGAAACCAUUGGCCUUUUGGACCUGCAAUGUGCCGCUUUGUCACUGCAACAUUUUACUGCAACAUGUACUGCUCCAUUCUGCUGAUGACAGUGAUCAGCAUCGAUCGUUUCUUGGCUGUGGUGUAUCCAAUGCAAUCUCUGUCCUGGCGCACCCUAAGGCGUGCCUCUGUGGUUUGUGUUGCCAUCUGGCUCGUAUCUAUUGCUGGAGUGGUUCCUUUGUUUAUCACUGAGCAAACAAGGAACAUACUUCCUCUAAACAUAACAACUUGUCAUGAUGUACUGAGUGAAGCUGAUCUCCAAAACUAUUAUCGUAUUUUUUUCACUAUUUUCUUUUCAUUUUUCUUUUUUGUGCCAUUAAUUGUUUGUAUUGUUUGUUAUGUCUGCAUCAUCUGGUGCCUUAGCUCUUCAAACAUCGCUGCAAAAGGUAAAAGGAAACGAGCUUUACUGUUGUCUGUGGCUGUUUUAUCCAUUUUUAUUAUAUGUUUUGGCCCAACAAAUGUUCUCUUGCUAGUUCAUUAUGUACGUUUUUCUUACAGCAAUUACACGGGGAAUAUAUAUUUUGCUUAUCUCCUCUGUGUCUGCAUUAGCAGUGUAAGUUGUUGUAUUGACCCUUUGAUCUAUUAUUAUGCCUCCUCUGAAUGUCAGCGUCAGUUGAGCAAUUUAUUACGUUGCAGAAAGGACUCUGAACUCUGCAGCCUUACCUCUGAUAAUCCUCUGGGGAGUAGAACAAGCCAAAGGGCUACUGGCACCAGUACAAUUGAUAACAGUCUCUAUCGAAAAUUACUAGCAUAGAAACAUGUUUUGGUUGUUUCUGGUAUAUCUGCCUCCAUUUUAAAAAAUAACUGCUGUGAGGAAUAUUCAGACAUGAACACCCUUUAUCAGUCUCUUUUAUUAAUAUAAAAUCUGUCACUGUAAGAAUUGCAGUAAAUGGAGAAAACUUUGGGAGACUGUAAGUAGUAUGUGUGUACCUACAUAUAUCUUCAUUUAAGGCAAAAAUGGAACACAAAUUUGUAAAAUGCUGUUAAACUUUAAUGAGAUCUUGUCUUUUCUAAGACCUAUUGUAGGAUUAUGUUGUUACAUUUUUACACAGAGGUUGGCUGUCCUGAGAGGUAUGGUAACACACAAUUCCUUUUUGUGUCCAAAUCAGUCUCUCCGAGAUGUGAGCCCAAAUGAUCCAGGGAAUCUGAUCAAGUAUGGUUUUUCUCCCACCACAUUAUAUUCUUCUGUGAGCAUAAGAAACAAUUUGAGAGGCAUACAGAUUAAUGAAAAAAAAAUUCACUAAGGGGAGCCAUGGAAUAAUUCUUUCUUUGUGAUUUCACAUAAUUUGAAAAAGAUCAAGCUAUUGUUUGCACAGCCCUGUUAUUUUAUGGGCAAAGUGCCCAUAAAUUACUUUGUAAUUUUUUGCUCUAUUAAUGCUGUACAAAUGUUUUAUAUUUUAUUUUUGAAAAUUGAAUUAUACUCAGUUAAUAAAUGUGCAAAUGGUC
Protobothrops mucrosquamatus (brown spotted pit viper) is the source of this 2039-nucleotide messenger RNA. Its product is annotated as proteinase-activated receptor 1. Gene Ontology annotation, biological process: positive regulation of Rho protein signal transduction; phospholipase C-activating G protein-coupled receptor signaling pathway; blood coagulation. Gene Ontology annotation, molecular function: thrombin-activated receptor activity. The record is from RefSeq and is a predicted model, not a curated record. The transcript has 2 exons. The coding region runs from base 70 to 1347 and encodes 425 amino acids. Gene Ontology annotation, cellular component: membrane. Lineage: Eukaryota; Metazoa; Chordata; Lepidosauria; Squamata; Viperidae.